AUGGGAGAUAAUUGGGAUGACGAUGAUUUUGAGCCGGAGGUUUCGACCCUCGUUAGGCCAACCGAACCCGAACCUAUUGUUGUUAAACCGGUUGAUCUAAAAGAGAAGCCGAAAGCUGCUGUCCCACCAAAGAAGGCUCCUGCAUUUGCCAUGGAGAGCCUUGGACGCGAACUGACGGCCGCUGAGAAGGAAGCGAUUCAGAAAAAGAACGAUUUGAAAUUGGCAAAAGAAAUGUUUGGUGAUGAUGGAGCUGAUGAUGAUGCUUCGUAUGCUAAUAUUUCAACGAAAGACGAAUUUGAAUACUGGGGAGAACGCGUUGGAGGAUUCUUGGCCACCAGAAAUAAGGCUACCCAUUAUGGAGAUAUGGUUGGAAAGUUGCUGAUAGCUAUUACUGAGAAUCUUACAACCGCUGAUAUACAGAAAAUGAGCAAUUUGUUGAAACAAAUUUCGGAUUCUAAAAAGGCGUCGGCGAAAAAAGAUAAGUCUAAGCCGGCUGCUGUUGCCGCCACAACCAGCACUAAAAAGGGGCAAAAGGCUUCAUUGAAGGUCACAAAAGGAAGUGACAACUUGUAUGAUGACUACGGCGAUGAUGAAUAUGAUGAUUAUGACGAUUUCAUAGCGACGCCGUCGGACAAUUCUGAUGAUACUGAUAUGUAUGAAGAUGGAAAAAUUCAAAUAUUGAGAUGUACAGAAGAUGAUAUUGCGUUACGAAUCUCUGCCGAACGUUCACGAGUUCCAUUUGAUCGAAUUACGGAACAUGAACUCUCGGCUUUUCCCGAGCUCUGGGGUUCGCGAGCAGGAAUUCAAGUAUUCCUUCACAUUCGAAACACAGCGCUUCGUUUAUGGCUUUCCAACCCAAUUGAAGAACUCACAAUAUGCGAUUUAAGAGGAGAAAUUCAGCCGCCAUUUAACUCUGACCCACGCUUUAUCGAAAAUGUUCAUCACUAUCUAACAAGAAAUGGGAUUAUCAAUGUUGGAAAAUACAAGCGAAGCACUGGAAUACCUCAAGUUCUAGGCAAACCGGACAAGAAAGUGAUUGUGAUUGGAGCCGGAAUCUCGGGAAUCUCUGCGGCUCUUCAAUUGAUUUCUUUCGGAUUCGAUGUCACUAUUGUCGAAGCAAGGAACCGAAUUGGUGGGCGAGUUCACUCAAUUGUUCAAGAUGGCGAGGUCAUGGAAGUCGGUGGCGACACAAUAAAGAAUUCAAGAUCGAAUGCUCUGACUGUUCUCAUUCAACAGCUUAAUGUUGAGCCAUUGGCUGUUAGUGACAAAAUUCCCAUUUAUGAUAAAGGAAAAUUAGUGGAAGAUACGAGAGAUCGCUUGAUAGCGAAUAUGUAUUGCUCGUCGCGAGAAGCGUUGGAUGUGAUUUGUCAUAAUAAACCGCAAAAAGAAGGGCCAAUAUACAUUUCAAGGCAAAGGGGUUUUGAGAAUAUGUUGAAUCUUGUUGAAAGAGACACGCUGGUUAGUAAUUUCAAUUAUUGGAAAACAAAUGUCGAAUUAUCCGAAAAACGCGAACACUUUUACAAAGAGAUGAAAAAUUGCCGAGAAAUCGCCCUUCUUGCUGAGAGACAAUUGAAUGAGGUUGAUCCGAAUGAUCAUUUGUUGAAAAGGUCCAUGAAGCGCGAUCUGAAUAUGGCGAUUAUGAAAUUUGAAUCCGCUUAUAAGGAAUAUGAGAGCUAUGAGAGAUGCAUAUUGAAUUAUAAGAAGUUUCCGAACAGCAAACAAUACAUGCAUCCGUAUGAUUAUCGUAUUUAUAAUGCAUUCCUUGGAUUCGAGGAGAUUUCGAUUGGCGCGCCUUUAGAGAAAGUCCAGUUGUCGUGUAAUGCGAUUAAGGACCGCCUUCCUGGAGCUAAUAUACGAUUGAAAGGAGGAAUCUCGAACAUGUUUGAGCAACUCAUUCAAGAAAGGGACAUGGAUAUUCGAUUUGAGCAUCGUGUCCGAAAAAUUGAUUAUAAUGAUGAUGUGAAGAUUACUGUAGAGCAUCCGGUGACAAAGCCCGAUGGCUCCAUUGUCAUGGAGACUGAGGAGCUCGAAGCCAAGUAUUGUGUGUGCACCUUGCCGAUUGGAGUCCUUAAAAGAGUUUUGACCAAUGAUCCCGAAACUCCUGUGUUUGAUCCAUUGUUGGAUUGUCUUCAUUGUCAAUCAAUUUGCAAUAUGGGCAAUGGAUGUGUUAAUAAGGUUGUUAUGCUUUUCGAGCGAGCAUUUUGGGAGUCGAAUGAUAGGCACACGUUUUUCAAUGUUCCUGCAUCUAUAAGUGGACGCGGCGAAUUUGUGUAUUUUGAAGCAGUUCCCGAAUCGCGAGUUUUGACUACUUAUUUAGCUGGAUUCUCGGCGGAAUCCGAUUUGCUUGAAACCGCAAUUGUUUCCAAAAUUAUGACCAUUUUGAGCACAAUUUUUGCGCAAAGUUGCCCAAAAAAUCCAUUGAAAGUCCAUAUCACGAAAUAUCAAAGCGAUGUUUUCUCGUAUGGAACUGGUUCGUUUAUGGGGCUCAAAACUGAAGAAGAUGAUUAUGAGAAUUUGACGAAACCAUUGGAAAACAAUCAUGACGAAAAUAGAGUAUAUUUUGCCGGAGAGCACACAUCAUUCCAAUAUGGCGGAACAAUGCAGGGUGCGUGGCUUUCUGGACUUCGCGCCGCCAGUCAGAUUGCCAGUGAUGUAUAUGGAAUCAAUCACGCCAAUUAUGGGGAGGAUGUCGAGUUCAUUUCCCCGCAAGAAUCUCACGAUGUCUCAAUGGAAAACGGAGUUACUGCAUAA
This is a messenger RNA of Caenorhabditis bovis, 2751 nucleotides long. Lineage: Eukaryota; Metazoa; Nematoda; Chromadorea; Rhabditida; Rhabditidae. The record is from the annotation of a GenBank genome assembly.